AUGCCGAGGCGGCACAUCGAACGACGCAGCCCGAAGGCUCGAAGUUCAACACUGACGGUCAUGGAUGAUGUAUUCCAGUGGACGUUCCCCACCGAAAACACAUACCCGCAAGUACCGGAUGUAUUCGAGCAAGCGCCUACUACUAUGCACAAUGGACAUGCACAGCUUCCCCCUGAUCUGAUGCCCUCGUCCUUCAAUCAGUAUGACACCGGGAAUCUCAUCCAGCAUGCCAACACUCACCAGAUUCCCUGCCCCAGCACACCUGCUUGCCAACCUCAUUUCUACAUUGAUCCAGCCUCUGGUCUUCGUCGGUCCCCUCGAAAAACGCGCCCGGAUGGCUACAACAUCGUUCCGUUGCAAAUUCAAACCACACCGAGCCACCAACCUCAUUGGGACUUUCCUGCAGCUGAGAGCACUGCACUGACACCUGUGAAAAUUCCUGCACGACGUGGACGCACACGAGUGACUCCGAAGCCGAGAGCCUCAAAGAGUGUCCCCGAGUCCCUCCCCAAGUCCCUCCCCAUCCCAAAACCAAAGGUAGUCAGAGGCACGGGAAGCAAAUCGGGUGAAGGAAAUAGACAUACCUCGGGAAAUUCAGAUGACGAGAUCUCGAAGCUUGCAGAGAGCCAGCUAAGCCGGGCUGAUCUAAAGCUUGAAGCCAAUGGACUUGGAGCUACAUGUCAUGAAUGUUACCAGCUGCACCUAAAUUUCGAUUAUCAAACCCUAAGUCACCUUAUCUGA
Molecule: messenger RNA, 741 nt
Organism: Suillus paluster
Lineage: Eukaryota; Fungi; Basidiomycota; Agaricomycetes; Boletales; Suillaceae
Exons: 1
Coding region: 1-741 (246 amino acids)
Source: RefSeq, a predicted model, not a curated record